Cordyceps militaris CM01 is the source of this 3432-nucleotide messenger RNA. RefSeq names its product dDENN domain protein. The record is from RefSeq and is a predicted model, not a curated record. Gene Ontology annotation, cellular component: cytoplasmic vesicle. Lineage: Eukaryota; Fungi; Ascomycota; Sordariomycetes; Hypocreales; Cordycipitaceae. Bases 1 to 3432 code for a protein of 1143 amino acids. Gene Ontology annotation, biological process: regulation of Rab protein signal transduction. The transcript has 2 exons.
AUGGACUCCACCUCGGUUCCUUUGGCUCACUACUUCUGGAUUGCUGGUGUAGAGUCAAUAUCCUACGACGAUGCUUCUCAGCCAGCCUUGGCUGUUGAUGACACCAUUGCCGAGGAUGGUGAGCCUGAUAACCGCGUAAUUGUCAACGGCCAGCAUCGCGCCAAUGCCGCCCGUCACUCGCGCCAAAACUCGGCCAACCGCCUCUCAAAACUCUCCUUCGACGCCCAUUCAACAGCUAGCACACCCGAAGACAUCGACACUCGCAGUAAUCGCAGCAGUGCAACCAUUCGCCCAAGCAGUAAACUGCCUCCUCCAAAUGCCUCCGAUGCCGCUACAACGCCCGACGAGGAGCCAACCCCCGCUCUUCGUAUGGGUGACGUCGACUUUGACAGAGCCUUGCUCAAAUUUGCUGCUGAGCGGGAAAAUUUUCUCGAGGACUUGUCAUUCACCGCUGGUGCUAGAGUUCAGGCCAGAGCUCCCAUGGUUAACCCUCGAGCGGAGCGCAUCAAGGCUGACGAGGUCCCUAGCGGCCGACUGAGUCCGCUACGCAGCCUCAAAGGCAGCAUUCGCCGAAAAAUCAGCUUCAGAGAAAUGAGCAGCACAAAGCGGCAGGGCAACAUCAACCGGAGCAGCAACAUCAAUGGAGCUGCUUCUGUUCGUACCGCCAAGCGCCUCAGCAAUUACAAUUCGGUCAUCCCCCCACCCGAGCCGCUCAAUACCGAUCCCGAUAUGCACCCGCUCAAGCGUCGAUUCGAACCUGUCCUGUUGGACCGAUAUCCCCCCAAAAGUGCCACCGAAGAGGUUCCACGACGAGGCCGAUUUCCCGACUAUGUACCCAUGUUCGCCUUCCCCAAUGAUAUCCAAAUUGUUUCCUCGGACGAACGCCCGCGCUCCACAUGGCACGGGUUUACAAUGACCUCUGAGGAUAGCAGUAAACUCUACGGCAUCUCCAUCAUCAUCUGGACAGCACUCUCUGCUGACGUGGCUGAUGAGGUAGAAAUCAAAUGCGAGCAGUGGCGCCAGAGCCACAUGUCAAACGAAGAACGUGAGCUCGCCGCGAGCUUGGGUAUCAGGCUGGCUGGUGAGCGCACCCAUCUUUCACAACUUCUUGCAAAGCUGCCUACGAUACCCUCUGGGUCAUCCGCUCGUGACAGGCUCGAAGACGAAAUCAGUACUGUCGAGGAAAAGAUUGCGCUUAUGACGGACAUGCUGCGUCCCCUUCGCCACGGCGCCGCGUCCAAGAUUGAAGGAUUAACGGCCGGUGAGAGCGGAUUGUGGAUUCCUCGUGCCUAUGGUGUUUUAGGUAAAGACGCCGCCAACAUGUCUUUCUGGAAGGAAUGGCUCAAGGCCAUCGUCGUUCCAAUGACUGACGGCGCUGUCCUGCGGAUACCACCGAGCUCACCCAGGGUCGGCCGCUGGCAGCCUCUCGAGCGCUAUAUCGUCAACAUGUGUACCGAGGCGUUCAGUCCUCUGGGGUCCAAAACGCAGGUCGAGCUGGGAAUCCGAGAACUGAAGCUUUAUGCUCGUAAAGAGGCCGCCAACGAGAUCCCUGGAUCUCGAACCAUUGAUUUGUACGCUCUGUUCCGGUGCCUGUCGUUGGAGAAUAUCGUCGCGCUCUACGAAUACGCCAUGUCGGAAUCUCGCAUAAUCUUUCUUUCCUCGCACACCAGCAUGCUGCAUUUAGCUUGCCACGCAUUGGCCAACCUGCUCUACCCUCUGAAGUGGGCCAGCAUUUUCAUUCCCAUCCUUCCCGCCAGACUUAUUUCGGCUCUCGAGGCACCUUGCCCAUAUAUUGUUGGUGUCGAGCGACGAUACGACCGCAUUGAUCUGCCUGAUGACGACUACGUUCUCGUUGACCUUGACAAGGAUACCAUUGACGCUACAGCGCAACCUCACCGACUGCCUCGCCAACAAAGACGAAAGCUCAUGUCGCUUCUUCAGGUGGCCGCCCCUCACCGCAUUCGCUAUGGCGUUGUUGAAGGCCCGCCUCCAUAUGCCGUCGAGUCAUUCCCCUACGAUGCCUUCUCGACUGAGAACGGAUCCAUCUUCAACUCGAGAGCCAGCGAGAGCACGCUAGGAAAGUGGGUGUCGCAGAACUCCUCAAGCUUUGGCGAGCCUCUGCCUGCCUCUGCCCUUCAGCCUCCUGUGUUCAAUGCCUUCGCAGAGGCUGUCACUGACAGUGGCAAAUCAGAUCGUCCCGCCACAAGCAAGUCGAGCCGGACGAGCCCCAAGUCUUCAGUGUCGCCCGAAUCUAGUCAUUUCCCUCCUAUCCCUACAACCCCAACAACACCCAUCUCUAGCAGCGAUUCUGGGUUCGCGCUGACGGCAACCCUGCGGGAGAAACGCUCUGGCCAUUUCGGCGAAGAAAAGACGCGACGCAGUUCUUCGUUUGGCAUGGAUAAGUUCCAGCCAAUGCAUCGACCUAGCCAUCCCUUGCUCAAUGGCCAUCAGCAAAACUUUAGCAUCUCGGGAAUAUCCAUCGAUUCGCAAGCCACUGGGUACGGAGGCAGCGGUGGCGGUUAUGCACCAUCAACGUAUGCACAGUCCACUUUGGCGGCCUCUACCAUUAUGCCCAGCAUGCAAAUUCAGCCUGUUCGCAAUACCGAGACGACAGUAUGGGUAGAGGGUCACUGCUUUAACCUCGAACGUCAAGAUGCCAGUUCGACGUGCACAAUUUGCGCGGAGAAGGCAGACGCCGAGGGUAUGUACCACUGCUCCGCAUGCAAGACCAUUUCGCAUGGCCGUUGCCUGGGCGUCGCUUCGCUGGUCUGCCCCCAAGCAUUCCAUCCGGACCGUGUUCGUGCCGCCUUUGUCCGCUGCCAAGCUAGUUUGCUCUAUACGUAUCGCAAGCAACUGGGCCGCCCGUCGAAACAACAACGCUCCAACGGACAGAUUUAUGCGUUUGACAUGGACGGGUUUAUUAAGAGCCUCCCCCAUGACCAGCAAGACUAUGCCGUUAUGAUGCGCGACACGCAGCUAUUUAAUGAGUUUAUCCACGAACGGGAACUGAUAGCACCGACCGAGCCCUCGAUUCGACUGUUUGACGAAGUCAUCAUGGCCAAGAAGGCGCGUGGCCGUCCCGGUCUUUCGGCUGGCCUGUCGACGCUCUCGCGCCUCUCUUCCAUUCGCGUAUCCCACGGGGCGUCUGCGAACGCCUUUGGCCUCGCGCCGCCGCGUGGUAGCAGUAAACCAGCGAGCUACCUUAACGACACAUACGACCACAUCUGGCGGACAGCGGCCGUGCCGGUGCCCAAGGGCAACUUUACCGGCGAGUACCGCUCUGUGGUCACGCGCGUGCCCGCUCGCCUGGACCGCGGUUUGAUGCGAGAGCCGCGUGCGAUUCAGGGUGUCCCGCGCGCGGAACAGCGCGGCUCGCGGGGUCUCGUGCGAAAGCAAGUCGCGAGCAUGCUGGGCACAACGCCGCCACCUUGA